Astrephomene gubernaculifera is the source of this 535-nucleotide messenger RNA. NCBI's taxonomy places the organism in Eukaryota, Viridiplantae, Chlorophyta, Chlorophyceae, Chlamydomonadales, Astrephomenaceae. The record is from the annotation of a GenBank genome assembly.
CACCCUUUUACUCUGGGAAUUCCAAUAUUCAUUUAUAUGCGGUAAAGUCUUGUUGGUAGUGCGAAUAUGAAGGGCGAUGGCAGCAGUGGAUGCGACGGCUCUUCGGCAGCAGCAGCCACAGGACCUGAGUCGCCCAAGGCCUGCUUUCAGCUGCUGUUUGGCUGGAGCCCUGUCUCUGUUGGCUCCAUACCCUCGCCUUGCAAGCUGUUGGACGCUGGGGUUGAGGUACCAUGCCACUGCUUGUAUACGUCUGCCGCAACAGAGUGCAUGCAGGCGUUAUGUGCCGCAAACAUAUGGCAAGUGCUGCUGAACACUCCAGCACGGACGGAGACAACAGCGUGUACUGGGCACGGAUUAAGUUUACGUUUCUGAGUUUCAGGCACCAACUGCAUGGCUGCUGACAAAACAUUCUCGCAUGAAGUGAAGGACUUGAAUACGAAUGCCUCUGAUGAGUAGGAUGGGGCUGGGUCGUAAAACCGGACGUGCCACGCAUGCGGCGCGACGGUUUAUUGAGGGCUUGGACAGCAAAGCAAAA